Messenger RNA from Solanum lycopersicum (tomato), 1617 nucleotides. RefSeq lists its product as uncharacterized. Lineage: Eukaryota; Viridiplantae; Streptophyta; Magnoliopsida; Solanales; Solanaceae. The record is from RefSeq and is a predicted model, not a curated record.
AUGUUUAAGAAUAACCGUGCAGCUAAUAAUGGUAUGCAGUUGGCUUAUUUUCCACCACAAAUAGUUAAUGGAGAAGCAAUGGUUCAGGUGGAAGGGAAAGAGGAGUUCAUAGCUGAAAUUCCACUAUGGGUUAAUUUUCCAAAGCUACCUCUUAAUUGUUGGGGAGUUGGAUCAUUGAGUAGAAUUGCAAGUGCUAUUGGUGUGCCAUUAUUUGCUGAUGAAUGUACUACAAAGCAAACAAGAAUAUCCUAUGCUAGAAUGCUUAUUGAAGUUAAUGUGAAUAAACCUAUACCUCAGCAGAUCACAGUUAUGGAUCCAAAUGGAAGAACCUUCAUGCAGGAAGUUUUGAUGGAGUGGAAGACUCAAUAUUGUGAUAAAUGUCAAAAGAUUGGCCAUCAAUGCCAAUCAGUAACACAGGAGGAGCUGCCAAAGAAGAGAAAGCCUUGGAAAAAAGUAACCCAGACUUGGCAAUAUAAAGGGCCAAUUCAACAACAGGAGAGAAAAGAUGAUCAAAGGGAGUUGCCAGAAGUAGAUGAAACUAACGCACAGAAGGAGAAAAAAGAGAUAGAGAAAGGAGAGGAACAGGAAAUAAAACAAACACUUGAGCUUAAUCUACGGCCUCAUACUGGAACUAUACCAAUUAGAAAUGGAUUUUUUGAGAGUCUAAGGAAUAGCAAACUUGCUUCACUGCCCGUUGAUAGAGGGUUAAUUGAAACAAGAGUUAAAGAGGUUAAUAUCAAAGCUACUUUAAAAGCAAUAGCUCCGGGAUGGAGGAUCAUACAUAAUUAUAAGGAGACUGCAAAUGGUAGAAUUUGGAUAAUAUGGGAUGAAAGUUGGUAUGAUAUCAAGUUAAUAAAUAGCUCAGCUCAAAUGAUUCAUAGUCAUAUAAAUGAAAGGAGCAAAGGAUAUCAAUUUAAUCUCACAGUGGUAUAUGGAUUUAAUACUUUAGAACAGAGAAAAAGCUUAUGGAAUGACUUGAAGAUGUUGGUUCAAAAUGUCUUAGAUCCUUGGCUCAUAGUAGAAGAUUUUAAUGCUAUUUUAUCCCCUAAAAAUAGAUUAGCUGGGGCUCCUGUUACUUUGAAUGAGAUAAGGGAUUUUGAAGAAUGUGUUAAGGACAUGGGCAUCACUGAAGUACAAUGGAAAGGAAAUUAUUAUACAUGGACCAAUAAACAGAUACGUAAUGUCAGAAUUGCUAGUAGAAUUGACAGAGCCUUUGGGAAUGAUACUUGGAUGUAUAAAUGGGGUCAUGCUGCUAUAGAAUAUGGGAAUUCAGGUGUGUUUGAUCAUAGCCCUAUGCAUUUGCUACUUCAUCAAAGUUAUCAUCAGAUCAAAGUGAGUGUUAAGUUCUUUAAUGUUUGGAUUGAACAUGACUCUUUUUUGAAACUGGUGGAUAAAGUCUGGAAGCAGAAGCAUGGAAGUGAAGUAAUGAAGGAGAUAUGGUAUAAGUUAAAGGCUCUCCACCCAGUCCUGAGACAAUUGAAUAGGAGAGAGUUUCAAUAUAUAGGCCAGAAGAUUGAGAAGACAAAAAGUGAGCUUGUAGAACUUCAAGAGCAGCUAUAUAGCCAGGCAAGUGAUGAGCUAGUUACUAAAGAGAAGGAGUUACUAAUAAAGCUGUAG